AUUUUACAUGAUGUUUGGUCCUAAGUAAAUCCCUUCUCGGCUUCUCCUCCUCUAAGUUUGAAUAUUAAAAAAAUAAUCAGUGUGUUUUUUUUUUCUUUGGUCUGUCUUGAAAAUGGUGUGCUUUUGUUUCCUAGUGGACCAAAGGCAUAUGCUGAUGAGCAGCAAGCCGGCAGCCGGGACAUGCUUGCGGUGCCGCAGCGGAGCAAGUGUCGGGCUCAUGAAAACGGUUACCCGUUUUUGUUAUGUCCCAAUUUAUUGGAAAUCUUGGAAGGCUAUAAUCUGCACAUUUUGUGGAGCUGUUCUUAAAUCAUACAGAUGAUGAAGUUCACUGCUUUCUAUUUGUGUUUCAAGUUAGUUAAUUAGGUUUUUGUUCUUUAGAUAUAAAAAAAACGAGAAAGGUUUGUUUUGAUACACACAAAUUUCUCUUUUAAAAAAUUUUAAAAUCAGGUUAACAUGUAACUCAAAGAAUAUAUAUAUAUAUAUAUAUAUAUAUAUAUAAUAUGUAUUAUUUUCGUUGAUUGUUAUUAUGUAUUCAUCAUAAGUAAAAUAUUAUCGAAAGUAAUUAAAGAUCUUGUAAAUAUAUAUUAAAAAUUAUAUAGGUCAUACGUAAAAUGCUACUAAAAUUGAUUGAAGACCACCCUAUAAAUAUGUGUAUUGAAAGUUAUAUAGUUUGUAAAUGUAAAGAAUUUUUGUUUUCAGAAAAUAUUAUUUGACAUAUAUAUUGUUGAUGCACUAGACCAACAGUUGUGAAAAAAGAUAGGGAUGAGUGGUUUUAUUUUCGAGAAGCAGAGAACCUGAAGUAGAGAGGAAGAAAAAGAUCCCCUCAAAUGGAGUAUCUUGGGAUUACUUAACUCAUAGAUUAAUUAUAAAUUUUUGGAUUGAAUCAUUGGGUCGAAUCCGGAUGAGUUAUUACAUAUUUUAUUAUCAGUGAUUAUUUUCCUCAAAGCCUUAAAUCCUUUUAGGUUGAUGUAAUGUGUUAUUUGAACUAAAAUAAUAUAUACUAAUUAUUGAAA
Messenger RNA from Gossypium raimondii (Peruvian cotton), 1013 nucleotides. RefSeq lists its product as uncharacterized. The transcript has a single exon. The record is from RefSeq and is a predicted model, not a curated record. The coding region runs from base 113 to 319 and encodes 68 amino acids. Lineage: Eukaryota; Viridiplantae; Streptophyta; Magnoliopsida; Malvales; Malvaceae.